GCGAGGGGCGUGGCCUAGGGGCGGAGCCUCGGCCUGCGGAGGAGGCUGGGCUCUCACCCGUGGGAGCUCUCACCCGUGGGAAGGAGGUUCAUGGAAAAUAUGUUGCUGGUCAGUCGAAGUGUGUGCAGUUUGAAAUUUUGAUAAAUAUCGCCAAGAGCACAGGCCGACAUGAGAGACUGGACUGCAUGCUACACCAGAGAACCUACUGGCAGAAGAAUUAAUCCAGAGAGAGACUGAAGGACAUGUCAAGAUGGCCAAAGAGGAACCCCCAAGUGCCUCCAAGGACUUGCAGGAGCUGCAGAGGAAGCUGUCUUUGUUGAUACAGUCCUUCCAGACUAACUCAAAGGUGGUUGCCUUUAUGAAGUCUCCAGUGGCUCGGUACCUGGAUAGGCAUCCUUUCCUGGCUCUCACCAUGCUGAUAUUUGCCACCAUGUCAGCCAUCCCUGUUGCCUUCUUCCUGAUCAUUGUGGUGCUCACCUCCCUGGGUGCUCUUGUGGGAGCUGUAUUACUGGAAGGACUGGUCAUCUCUGUGUGUGGCCUCUCACUGCUCUGUGUCCUCUGUGGCUUGGGCUUCGUAUCACUGGCCAUGUCAGCGAUGGUCACCGUGUCUUACAUAGUGAUCUCCUGUCUCAUCAGCUACUGGUUUUCUCCCAGACCACCAAUGGAGCAAAACAGUAACACGGACUGCCAGCUGGAGAUGAAGUCUGCACACUUCAAGGGGCCAUACCAGAAAUGAUGGGAAUGGAAACAGAUUGUUUUCUAAGCAUCUUGGGCAAGCUCUCAGGUCACAUUCAUGCUGUGGCUGGGGGCUGGAGGUGUGCUCGAGCUUCUUCACUCACUGUGUCAACUCCUGCAGUGGCCAGAUCACCUCCCCACCUCCACCUCCACUGCUCCCCAGUAUGUAGUCUUGAGCCCAGCAGAGCCCUGGGCCUCUAGAACUGGGGAACUUGACCCCUAGAGCCUCAGGGCUCGGCCCAAGGCCCCAGCUGGGAGCAAUGGUGGAUUGUUUCUGAGAUUUAGUUGGGGGUGUUUUUGGCUUUUUACUCAUUUGAACUAAGAGGCUAAAAAGUACUCCGGCCAGAACCAGCUCUUUUACCUUACUCACUUUUUAUCAAAAUGAAGAGCAACAUUUGAGAAUAAUGGCCUUUAAAAUUUUGAAAAGUGAUCUUAACCAUUCAGCCAAGCAUCUUUUAGAAAGUCUCGAGGCCAUUCCUCUAGCCAUUCCUCUGUCACUGUUGAAUGCCAUCGUCUUUGACAUAUCCUGGACUGGAGAGAUAGCCAGCAGUUAAGAGCAGUGGCUGCUAACAACCAUCCAUAAUUCUGGUGCCAGGGGAAUCCGACACCCUCUUCUGACCUCCACAGGCAUUGUACCUCACAGGUGUACUUAUAUACAUGUAGACAUUACAUUCAUACACAUAAAAUAGAAAAUUAUAAAAUAUUUUUUAAAAACUUCUGUUAAGCCAUUUCUUUAAAAAAUAAACAUGCUGAAGGACUACAAAGUAAAAUUAAACAUUCUGUGCAAUUUUUA
Messenger RNA from Nannospalax galili (Upper Galilee mountains blind mole rat), 1528 nucleotides. RefSeq names its product transmembrane protein 159 (gene Ldaf1). The record is from RefSeq and is a predicted model, not a curated record. The coding region runs from base 251 to 736 and encodes 161 amino acids. The transcript is spliced from 6 exons. NCBI's taxonomy places the organism in Eukaryota, Metazoa, Chordata, Mammalia, Rodentia, Spalacidae.